Salvia splendens (bonfire salvia) is the source of this 649-nucleotide messenger RNA. Its product is annotated as probable prefoldin subunit 5. The transcript is spliced from 4 exons. Lineage: Eukaryota; Viridiplantae; Streptophyta; Magnoliopsida; Lamiales; Lamiaceae. The record is from RefSeq and is a predicted model, not a curated record. Gene Ontology annotation, biological process: protein folding; RNA polymerase II core complex assembly; RNA polymerase I assembly. Gene Ontology annotation, cellular component: prefoldin complex; cytoplasm. The coding region runs from base 43 to 489 and encodes 148 amino acids.
UUGAAGUGAAGAAGUAGAGUAGAAUUCUCAGCGGUGAGAAAAAUGGCGGCGACACCGCGAAUGGAGUUGGAGAAGAUGAGCGUGGAGCACCUGAGGGGUUUGAAGGAGCAGGUCGAUAUGGACGUCAAUCUACUCCAAGACAGUCUCAACAACAUCCGCUCCGCCAAUGCCCGCCUCGAGAUCGCCUCCGUCGCCCUCCACGACCUCUCUGUCCACCCCCGAGGGAAGAAGAUGCUGGUGCCCUUGACGGCGUCGCUUUACGUGCCGGGAAAGUUGGAUGAUGUGGAGAAGGUCUUAGUGGACGUCGGGACCGGUUAUUUCAUCGAGAAAACUAUGGUAGAAGGCAAAGAUUAUUGUGAGCGUAAAAUUGCUCUGCUCAAGUCGAAUUAUGACCAACUUCUCGAGGUGGCCGCAAAAAAGAGAAGUAUAGCAGAUGAAGCGGGGGCUAUAUUACAAGCAAAGUUGAAGCAUUUGCCCCCCUCAAAGUGAUUGUGUUUUAGAUUGUAACAACUUGGUACUUGCCAUUCUUACAUUUGGUUCUGCUUUAAAAACGUAUUGAGCAGUAGAUGGUUUGAUAGGAGCACAGAGAGUUAAAAUGAUAUUGUUGUUUUGGGAUGGCAGUUUCCGAUCAUAUUCAUGUUUUAUGCUA